AUGCCAGAAUUGUCCGAUGCCUUUGCAUCUUUGAAGCAAGCCUUAGUCACAGCCCCAGCUUUAGGCCUGCCAAAUUACUCUAAACCUUUCACUUUGUAUGCUACCGAGAAGGGUGGCAUUGCAAAGGGGGUCCUAGUACAACCUCAUGGACCCUAUGAAAGACCUGUGGGUUAUUAUUCAGUUGCUCUUGACCCAGUUAUCAAAGGGUCGCCACAUUGCCUUAGAUCAGUAGCAGCAGCUGUGGAAUUAGUGGAAAAAGUUCGCCCAGUUGUUCUGGGUCACAAAUUGAUUGUUGCCGUGCCUCAUGAAGUUGAACUUUUACUAACCCGAUAUGCUACCAAGUCUCUCUCACCGCAGCGCACACAUCGAUACGAAGCCAUCCUGUUACUGACUGAUAAUAUCUCUUUAAAACGGUCAAAACCCUUAAACCCAUCUACCCUUCUACCUGAGGUGCACCUUUCCAAUGACCCACACGACUGUGUGCAAUUUGUCACCACUUAUUCUAAAACCAGAGAAGAUUUGCAAGAUGUUCCUCUCGCCCACCCUGACCUUAACCUGUUCACAGACGGAUCAAGUUACUAUCUGCAUGGUAAGCGUUUUACUGGUUUUGCUGUUGCCACUGAAAAUCACGUACUUUUUGCUGAACCUCUCUCUCCAGCGCUUGGAGCACAAGCCGCAGAACUAAUUGCCUUGACUCGUGCUGCAACUUUUGCUAAAGGUCUCCGAGUUAAUAUCUAUACAGACUCUAAGUACGCUUUUGGCAUUUGUCAUUCUGUUGGCGCACUUUGGAAGGAACGCGUUUUUUUGACCUCCGCCGGUCGUACUAUUGCUCAUGGACAAUUAAUUCAUGAUUUGCUGCUCGCUAUCCAGGAACCACGAGAAAUUGCUGUUAUUUACAUUCCUGCUCAUACUAAACGCCUUGAUUCUUUCGCUCAUGGCAACGCCUUGGCCGACUGCGCGGCGAGAGCGGCGGCAGUCCACGAUGCAUCUCCUGCUACGACUGUGGUUGCUACCCUUCUUCCUUUUCCCGUUGGUUCUGCUCUUUAUGAUGAACUGGAUGAAGAAAAGCUCAACAAAUGGAAACGCUGGGAAGCAACGCAACAGGACGGCAUUUGGAAACUAGGUGAUAAACCCUUAUUGCCUAUGAGGUUGCCUUUCACACGCCCUACCAUCCACAAUCUUCCGGACAGGUAGAGCGGAUGAAUCGCACUAUUAAAGAUCGUUUGGCAAAAGUCACUGCAGACACAGGUCUCAAAUGGCCUGAAGCAUUACCGCUUGUUUUAU
Molecule: messenger RNA, 1284 nt
Organism: Columba livia (rock pigeon)
Lineage: Eukaryota; Metazoa; Chordata; Aves; Columbiformes; Columbidae
Exons: 2
Coding region: 1-1194 (397 amino acids)
Molecular function (GO): RNA-DNA hybrid ribonuclease activity; nucleic acid binding
Source: RefSeq, a predicted model, not a curated record